Molecule: messenger RNA, 8139 nt
Organism: Zonotrichia leucophrys gambelii
Lineage: Eukaryota; Metazoa; Chordata; Aves; Passeriformes; Passerellidae
Gene: SLC12A5
Product: solute carrier family 12 member 5
Exons: 26
Coding region: 200-3535 (1111 amino acids)
Biological process (GO): chemical synaptic transmission; cell volume homeostasis; potassium ion homeostasis
Cellular component (GO): plasma membrane
Molecular function (GO): potassium:chloride symporter activity
Source: RefSeq, a predicted model, not a curated record
GGCGGGGGCAAUGCCUCCCGCAUACGUGAUGAAGCGGGCGGCCGGGCUGGGCUCCGCCGGCAGCAGCCGUGAGCCGUGAGCCCGGGCGCCUCCGCACUGCAGCCCCCUCCCACCGGCGCGGGGGGCGGCGCGGGGACGCGGCUGCUGCGGAGCGAGAGCUCCAGCUCCGGCGGCAGCGAGCGGCCGCGGCACCGGCGCCAUGCUGAACAACCUGACCGACUGCGAGGACGGCGACGGCGGCGCCAGCCAAGGCGAUGGCAAUCCCAAGGAGAGCAGCCCCUUCAUUAACAGCACGGACCUGGAGAAGGGCAAGGAGUACGAUGGCAAGAACAUGGCCCUCUUCGAGGAGGAGAUGGACACCAGCCCUAUGGUCUCGUCCCUGCUGAGUGGACUGGCCAAUUACACCAACCUGCCACAGGGCAGCCGGGAGCAUGAGGAGGCUGAGAACAAUGAUGGAGGCAAGAAGAAGCCGGUGCAGGCCCCACGGAUGGGCACCUUCAUGGGUGUCUACCUGCCCUGCCUUCAGAACAUCUUCGGAGUCAUCCUCUUUUUGCGCCUCACCUGGGUGGUGGGGAUCGCUGGCAUCAUGGAGUCAUUCUGCAUGGUCUUCCUCUGCUGCUCCUGUACGAUGCUGACGGCCAUUUCCAUGAGCGCGAUCGCCACCAACGGUGUGGUGCCAGCGGGUGGCUCCUACUACAUGAUCUCACGCUCGCUGGGACCUGAGUUUGGUGGGGCUGUGGGGCUCUGCUUCUACCUGGGCACCACCUUUGCGGGUGCCAUGUACAUCCUGGGCACCAUCGAAAUCCUGCUGGCCUACAUCUUCCCAGCCAUGGCCAUCUUCAAGGCAGAGGAUGCCAGCGGGGAGGCAGCUGCAAUGCUCAACAACAUGCGUGUGUAUGGCACCUGUGUGCUGACCUGCAUGGCCACCGUGGUGUUCGUGGGUGUCAAGUAUGUCAACAAAUUCGCCCUGGUCUUCCUGGGCUGUGUCAUCCUCUCCAUCCUUGCCAUCUAUGCUGGAGUCAUCAAAUCUGCCUUUGACCCACCAAGCUUCCCGAUCUGCCUCCUGGGCAACAGGACCCUCUCACGCCACGGCUUCGACCUCUGCACCAAGAUGGUGGUGGAGGGGAACGAGACAGUUGGCUCCAAGCUCUGGGAGCUUUUCUGCACCUCCCGUUUCCUCAAUGCCACCUGUGAUGAGUACUUCACCAUGAACAACGUCACUGAGAUCGAGGGCAUCCCUGGUGCUGCCAGUGGCCUCAUCCAAGAGAACCUCUGGAGCUCAUACCUGACCAAGGGCGUGAUCGUGGAGAAGCGGGGGCUGCCCUCGGUGAGCUCCCCCGACACGCCGGUGGACAUGGACCAGCCCUACGUCUUCAGCGACAUGACGUCCUACUUCACCCUGCUCGUGGGCAUCUACUUCCCCUCGGUGACAGGCAUCAUGGCUGGCUCCAACCGCUCGGGAGACCUGCGGGAUGCCCAGAAGUCCAUCCCCACGGGCACCAUCCUGGCCAUUGCCACCACCUCUGCGGUCUAUAUCAGCUCUGUUGUCCUCUUUGGAGCAUGCAUCGAGGGGGUCGUCCUGCGUGACAAGUUUGGUGAGGCUGUCAACGGGAACCUGGUGGUUGGCACCCUGGCGUGGCCGUCCCCGUGGGUCAUUGUCAUUGGCUCUUUCUUCUCCACCUGCGGGGCGGGGUUGCAGAGUCUCACCGGCGCCCCCCGCCUCCUGCAAGCCAUCUCCAGGGAUGGGAUCGUUCCCUUCCUCAGGGUCUUUGGCCAUGGCAAAGCCAACGGGGAGCCGACAUGGGCCCUGCUGCUCACAGCCUGCAUCUGCGAGAUCGGGAUCCUGAUCGCCUCCCUGGACGAGGUGGCUCCCAUCCUCUCCAUGUUCUUCCUCAUGUGCUACAUGUUUGUGAACCUGGCGUGUGCGGUUCAGACGCUGCUGCGGACGCCCAACUGGCGGCCCCGCUUCCGCUACUACCACUGGACCCUGUCCUUCCUGGGCAUGAGCCUCUGCCUGGCGCUGAUGUUCAUCUGCUCCUGGUACUACGCACUGGUGGCCAUGCUGAUCGCUGGCCUCAUCUACAAAUACAUCGAGUACCGCGGGGCGGAGAAGGAGUGGGGUGACGGGAUCCGGGGCCUGUCCCUGAGUGCAGCCCGCUAUGCCCUGCUGCGCCUGGAGGAAGGGCCCCCACACACCAAAAACUGGAGGCCGCAGCUGCUGGUCCUGGUCCGUGGGGAUCAGGAGCAGAACGUGGUGCACCCGCAGCUCCUGUCCUUCACCUCGCAGCUCAAGGCUGGGAAGGGCCUCACGAUCGUGGCCUCGGUGUUAGAAGGGACCUUCCUGGACAACCACCCUCAGGCACAGAGGGCAGAGGAGUCCAUCCGGCGCCUGAUGGAGGCAGAGAAGGUGAAGGGCUUUUGUCAGGUGGUGAUCUCCUCUAACCUGCGGGAUGGCAUGUCCCACCUGAUCCAGUCCAGCGGGCUGGGGGGGCUGCAGCACAACACAGUGCUGGUGGGCUGGCCCCGCAGCUGGCGCCAGAAGGAGGACCACCAGACCUGGAGGAACUUCAUUGAGCUGGUGCGAGAGACCACAGCUGGGCAUCUGGCCUUGCUGGUGGCCAAGAAUGUUGCCAUGUUUCCGGGCAACCAGGAGCGGUUCUCGGAGGGUCACAUCGACGUCUGGUGGAUUGUCCACGAUGGGGGGAUGCUGAUGCUGCUGCCCUUCCUGCUGCGGCAGCACAAGGUGUGGCGUAAGUGCAAGAUGCGCAUCUUCACGGUGGCACAGAUGGAUGACAACAGCAUCCAGAUGAAGAAGGACCUGACCACGUUCCUGUACCACCUGCGCAUCACCGCAGAGGUGGAGGUGGUGGAGAUGCAUGAGAGUGACAUCUCUGCUUACACCUAUGAGAAGACUCUGGUGAUGGAGCAGCGUUCCCAGAUCCUCAAACAAAUGCACCUCACCAAGAACGAGCGGGAGCGGGAGAUCCAGAGCAUCACGGAUGAGUCCCGUGGCUCCAUCCGGCGCAAGAACCCGGCCAACACCCGCCUGCGCUUGAACGUCCCCGAGGAGCAGGCUGCUGAUGGCGAGGAGAAGCCAGAGGAGGAGGUCCAACUAAUCCACGACAAGAAUGCCACCACCUUCUCCAGCAGCUCUCAGUCUCCUGGUGAUGAGGUGGAGGCAGCCCCUGAGAAGGUGCAUCUCACCUGGACCAAGGAGAAGUCCGUUGCUGAGAAGAACAAGAGCAAGAGCCCUGUCAGCCCUGAGGGCAUCAAAGACUUCUUCAGCAUGAAGCCGGAGUGGGAGAACCUGAACCAGUCCAACGUGAGGAGGAUGCACACGGCUGUGAGGCUCAAUGAGGUGAUUGUGAAGAAGUCCCAGGAUGCCAAGCUGGUCCUGCUGAACAUGCCAGGGCCUCCCCGUAACCGGAAAGGGGAUGAGAACUACAUGGAGUUCCUGGAGGUGCUGACGGAGCAUCUGGACAGAGUGCUCCUGGUGCGUGGUGGGGGCCGGGAGGUCAUCACCAUCUACUCCUGAAGGACGGCGUGAGAGAGGUUUGUCUGCACACGGAGAGCCCCGCCACCCCUUUGCACCGCGCUCCCGGAGGGGAGGAGGGAAGGCCGGAUGGCAGCCGGUGCGCAGAACCUUCUCCUGGCUUUGGCCGUGCCCCUGAUCUCUCCAUUCGAACUGCAGCACCAGAUCUUCCGGGAGCAUCCAGCACCAGAGCAGCUGUUCCUCAUUGCAACACCACAGCACUGCUGUCCUUGUUUAUAUAUAAAUAUAUACAGUGAACCGCGGACUGAGCACCAGAGCUCGGCGCUGCCGCCGCCGCCCGCCCGCCCUGGCAGGGCCAGCCCCGCUGCCAGCCCCAGCACUGCCGCUGCAGCCCCUGCCGGGCCGGAGGGCGGCUGUGCCGAGACGGACCUUGGCCCCACCGUGCUGCUACUCCUGCACAGACUCGGCUGGACGCGCCCGUGCCCUGUGCCCCGUGCCCGCCGCCAGCCCCGCGUCUCCCUUGGGGCCCUGCGAGGAGAGAGAGGCCUGCAGCACCACGCUCCGCUCGCCGGGCGCUCCCGUCCCCACCUCCGGUAAUGCUCCCCCGCCGCCCCUCACCACCACCGGACAGCCCCAGCUCGCCGCUGCCUCGGCACCGAUGUCUCUGGAAACUGCGGGCUGAGCUUGUGGAGAUGCAGCACGAUGGUUUGGAGGAGGCAGAGGGUGGGGGGCGGCCGUGCGGGGUCAGGUGCUGGAGCGCAGCAAGGCCGUGAGAGCACAGGAGCCCUGACCUACGGUGGCUGAGGGUGCUCCCCGUUCCCCCUGCCUGACUCCAGGCUCUCUGUUCCCUGGGGCUUGCGCAGGAACCGCGGUGUGGAGCUGCGGUGUUGGGAGCCGCACAGGGGCCCUGCCGUGUGAGCGGGAGCUGGGCACCCCCGAGGCACCAGUGCCUGCUGUGGCCUGGCACAGGGGUGUCCCGGACCCCCACCCUGCUCCCCCGCCGCACUAAACUGGGGGCUCUCAGGGCCCAGCACUUGCACAUGUGUCUGGGUCCCCCCUGUGCCGCUCCCUGCUGCUCCCCAGGGCUUUGCUGCUAACCCAGCCCUGGCCGCGGCCCCAGGCAGUCGCAGAUGCUGCCGGGGGCUGUAGGACAGUCUGGAUCUGUGUGUAUUUUUAACAUAUGCAAAGGCUGUUUGCUGAUAUGACCAGCAAGACGUCACAGUGAGGGGUGGGGGGGCUGCAGGGGUCCCACUGUCCCCCCGGCAUCUUGACACUCCCUCACCCGGCUGGCCAGGGCAGCCCCGGCACGGCCACAGCCGCAGAGCCCCCCGGGGCAGAUCAAACACCUCUUAUCUUUGGCAGCAGCUGCAGGGUCGCCCCCGCCGCCGCCCCACCCCGCCCCCUUCCCCAGCAUCUCUCACAGAAGAGAAACUGAGGCGCUUUUAACAAAUGUGAACGGUUCCAGGAACCACGCAGGAAGCGGUGCGAGGGCAGCAGGGUGCCGCUGGCGCCCGCCCCAGCCCCAUGUACAUAGUGUACAUAAUACAGUACGUGUAUUUUUAAAGUGAUCAUAUUUAUGUUAAUAGAACCAGAUGAAGUCUAUAUAUAGAGAUCUAUAUCUAUUCUGAGAGAUGCAGGGCUCUGCUAGCACCAGGCCGCAGGGACGGGGAGCUGAGCCGGGCUGCUCCUGCACAAACCAGGAGCCCAUCCGUUGCACUGAGCGCUCCAGAGUGGUGGUGGAGGCUGCAGCCUUCCUCGGCCACCAGCAGCCCCUGGGAAAGGGCCAGGUCGCAGGUUUAUUCUCUUCUCAAUUUAGCUUCUUAAGAGUUUUCAGGGAAAAGAAGUCACAGACUUUUCUGAACUUGUUUCACAGCAGAUUUGAGCUUCCACUCAAAGUGCAGCCUGCUAAGAGUUGCCCUCUCCCGGCAGCGCUGGCGGCUUAGUGCCAGCCUGGGCCCUGGGGCAGCGCUUUGUCCCUGGCCAGAGCUGAGCCCCUGUGCUGAAGCACUCGCCCCCUCAGCCCCUCCAGGCGCUCCCCAGCGCUGCUGUGCCCUGAGCAGGGGCAGGGGGAGCGGGUGCUGCUCCAGCAUCCCCACGGGUGUCCAUCCAGGCAGCAGCUGCCUCCUGCCUGGCACGGGCAGCCCUGACUGCUCCCAGCUCCCUGCCCACCCCAGCCCCUGCCAGCCUUGGCUCCUGCCUCCCUGAGAACAGGAAACCCCCCUGCACCGGCCACUCCAGCCCCUGCUCCCUAUAGAGCUCCUCGACUCCAGGUCCAGGCCAAAGCUAUUUGGGGAUGCUUGGAUAGAAAGCAGUGGGUUUUUUGAUGUUGGAUUUUUUUUUGUUGUUGUAAGAUACUACUUGGACAUGCUCCUAGACCAAAACCAAGCCCCAGCUGCACAUCUGUGCCUGCUCAUACCUUGCUCCUACAUUUCCAUCACUCCCGAAGUGCCUCCCUUCUCUCCAGGAGCAGUCCCAGUCACAGCCAGACUUUCUGCCAGGGUAGCUUGGUGGCCUGUGUGGCUGCAGGUCUGUGCCACAGAUGCUGCUGUGGAAGCUGCUCCCACAGGCAUGGGGAGCUCAGCAUUUACAGGGGGACUGUCAGGCUGGGCUGAGACCUGGCUUCAGCACAGGAGCUCAGGGCUGACGAGUGGUGCAGAUGCACAGGGUAGCACUUUCUGGUCCUGCUGCUGCCUCAGCAGCCCAGGAGCUGUGAGAAGAGCAGUAGGGGUCUGCAAGUGAAAAGUUCCCUUAAGUUUGGGAAGGGCAGCCCAUGGGAACCAGCAUUUGCCAGUGUCUAGCUGCUCUGCCCCUUGGAGCUGGCCCUAUACCACCACACACAAGCUCACCGGCUGUUUCCAGCCUCCCAAAAUUAUUUGAGGCACUUCAGCAGCAGCGGGGGAGGCACAGCAGCCUGCCCACACAGCUCAUGUGUUAGCACCAUGUUGUUGGGCCUCGAGCACUUGCCAGCUGCUCUGCCUCUUCACAAGAUGCCACUCACUCCCUGCAGUUGCCCUCUAAUUGCAGUUUGGCUGCUGCCCCCUGUGCUGCUGGGCCUGAGGCAGCGAGCACGGUCCCCUCCUGCCCCGGCACAUGGCAGAGGGCAGGGACAGGUUAUGCACAGCCUCUGCUGAGCCUGCAGACAGCAGCCACCCUCACAGUGCCAGGUGAGAGGCUCCUCUGUUGGCUGCAGGUACAGAGCAGCCAGGAAUGACAUUUGCAGAGCAGUGGUGAGAGCAGCCAGGGCACACUUCUGACAGGUUUGCUUCAUCCCCCAGCAUCACCAGUGGAUCCCAUUUCCCUCAGCAUCACUUCACCCUGACGGCAAAGCCAUGGUCCCGGCUCCCCCAGGGAGCAGGAAGGCCAUUCCUUUCCAUCACUACUGCUGAAAAAAGGCAUUCUCCUUCCCCACCCUUCAGCAAGAGCAGGGGCACAGCUCUGGACAGAGUCAGGCUGCUCCCACACCCCUGCCAGGCAGUUUGGCUGUGGCAAGACAGGAGCUGGUUUCCACAGCGUGUCCCCUCGCUGUCGGCUGGAGAGGGCCAGUUUUAGCAGACAGCACUGCAUGUUAGUUUACAAACCCAGCCCUGCACGUUUGGCCUCUGUGAGUGUUCAGUUUCCCCAUGGAGCACCCUUCUGCCGCUCCACCGUGGUGAAGACAGUGUCCUCCUCUGGUACACAUGCAAGUUCCUCCUUGGCACAUGCGCAGACACGGUCCGGUUUUUGUUCCUGACAGGAAGGUCUUGACCCCCCAGUUUGUUUUACAGGCAGGCUGCUGCAGGAGCAGCACUGAGCAGCACAACCCACGGGAGGGUGGGCUGGAGCGUGGCCACAGCUGGCAGGGAGUGCUCGGCCAGCACUCAGCGCUGGUGGCAGUGCUCCAGUCCCUGCUGCAGGAGGGCCGAGCAGUCCUGGCCCCUGAGUGGCAGUGGGCAGCUCAGGUCACUGUGGAGGGCAGCUCAGGUUGCUGUGGCCACCACACAACACAGGCAGCAAGCCUCAGGGCAGCAGGGACAGGAGGCACAGGCAGCAUCCAGCCUGGGCAGAUGCUGGUCCGUGGCUGGACGAGAAGGACAAGAGACUGCACAAGGGCAAGAGUUGCACUAGAAGAGUCAAGACCCUCCUUUGUGUAGCAGGACUAAAAACUAGCAGAAAGACCGAAAGGUCUGAGAUCUGCUGGUUACAACACUUUCUGUGCUACAUGUGCAAUAUAUUUGUUAUGAAUGUUAUCACAAAGUCGGUUCAUUCAAUACUCUUUUAAUCACUGUAGCUAGAUGUUCUCUGUCCAUUCAAGUGACUUUUAUUCGAGUGCAAUAUUUCAAUAGACAUGUAGUGACCUAGAAUGCUUUGUGUUUUAGAGAAUCUGUGUGCAGAGCAAUGCAAUUAAGUUUAAAACCUUGUAAAUAAAACAGGUUGCAAACCAAAAAAAAAAAACCCCAAUAGGCUUGCAUUUAAUUUCUGUGUGUGUUUCAGUGUUGUGCAUUAGGCCGCCUCGGUGCAGACCCUGUGUUCUCUGUGCAGGUGUUCAUGGAGGAGUGGCUCCUCAGCUGUUGAAUGCUCCCUGUUACUGCUUUACUGCUUUACCUGUAUUCAUUUUUCUAGACUCCUGUCUGCACAAAAUGCAAUAAAUGAUUUUAUUACACCCUUCA